CACUGAUCGUACCCGCUCUAGAGUCCUCGGCGGUAGACGUAACAUAUGUUUAGAUAACAAAGACCACGGAGAUAACUGUGUUAUUGUUGCAGCCGUAAAGUUUUUCUCUCUGUGCUUUGCGCGUUCACGACAUCUCCGUGUCUCGCCAUACUACGACGUCCACCCCGCCGUAUAACGACCGUGGCCGUACCGAGUACUGAGUGGACACCAGUCAACGUUCCGCCGUCGCCGUCGCGUCUUCGCAUCGCCACGUUGUAGAUAGGCUUAAUCCCCGAACCCGUACUCCGCCGGAUCGACUCCCCAGUCGUUUGCCGAUCCCUAGCCCGUGCCCUAUCGAGUCGUCGCCCCGUCCGUGUACGGUGUGUCACUGUGCGCUGCUCUUCGGCGUACCCGCGAACGUGUCCGAGAAUUCCGUCCGCCGGUCCCGUCCUGCGGUUAUGCGCUACGGCCGCGGCCGUAAACAGACGACCACCGACGUCGAAUCCAACUGAACACUCGAGUGACACUAGUCAUGUCUAAAACUUCCGGUUCGGCUGCGUCCAGUUCGUCGUCUGCGGCUGCCCAGACACCCGGUGUAGCCGUUUUGCCGGCCGAAGACAAUUUCGAUUUUUUGUUCAAGAUCGUGCUUAUUGGUGACUGUGGCACUGGCAAAACGUGUGUGGUGCAGCGCUUCAAAAGUGGCACCUAUGCUGAAAACCAGGGCAACACCAUUGGCGUUGAUUUCUCCAUGAAAACCAUCAAGAUCGAUGGCAAGAAGGUCAAGCUUCAGAUAUGGGACACAGCGGGUCAUGAAAGGUUUCGUACUAUUACCCAGAGUUAUUAUCGUUCAGCCAACGGGGUCCUUUUAGUGUAUGACAUAACAAAACGUGCUACUUUCCUAAACUUGCAACGAUGGGUUGAAGAGGUACGUCGGUAUACAUCGUCAAAUGUUUUGCUCGUAUUGAUCGGUAAUAAAUGUGACCUGGAAGAAAACCGCCAAGUAGAGUUGUCUGAAGCAGACGCUAUGUGUGAAUAUUUCCCUGAAUUAUUGUCUGUAUUGGAAACAUCGGCCAAAGAGAAUAAAAAUAUCGAAGAAGCUUUUAUUACAAUUGCUUCUGAGCUUAAAAGACGGCAUGACCAAAGCGCUCACAUUGAAGAUGAACCUAAUCCUGUUAUCAAUUUAAGUGAAGGCGAGAGUGUUCAAAAAUGUAAAGGUUGUACACUAUUAUAAAUGAACAUGGUACAGUAGAACAAAUUUCCGAUUUGAUCUUUAUUAUUCUAAAAUAAGAUUGUGAACAUAUAUAUUUAUGUAUGUAUCUAUAGUUCUAUAAUAACACUAUUGUUUAAUUUGAAAUUUUUAACAUUUUAUUAAAAUUAUAUUUAAAAAAAAAGUUAUAAAAUAAGGGUAACACUAUCCCAAAAUUUAUAUACACUUUUAUGAUCAGUGUUAAUACUAUGUCUAAUUUUAUUUUAUAAUCAAACCGUAUCUACACAAGUGCGCACAUUUUCUAAACUUAUGUGCUUGCAGUUCAUGAGGAACCCACAUUGUUACAGCCUGUUAACUGGCUGGUCAAGCUUAUUUAUAUGACUUGAUGCCUCAUUUGUAUGUGCCCUUAGGUGGAUGCGGCUUUAUAAUUGCAAUAAAUAUUUAUGUAUGUGAACCUACUUUGUUAAUCAUACAAUCAUGUACUAUAAUAUUAAUUAAGCUUUUCUAAUAGUUUUACAAGGGACCAUUGUUGUAGAUGUUUUCGAGUUUUCCUUCACAAGGUCCCCUUACAUACUUAUAUAUUUCAAAAUUG
Sipha flava (yellow sugarcane aphid) is the source of this 1778-nucleotide messenger RNA. It is a transcript of the gene Rab19, whose product is annotated as ras-related protein Rab-43. Gene Ontology annotation, molecular function: GTPase activity; GTP binding. The record is from RefSeq and is a predicted model, not a curated record. Lineage: Eukaryota; Metazoa; Arthropoda; Insecta; Hemiptera; Aphididae. The transcript has 5 exons. Gene Ontology annotation, biological process: protein secretion; regulation of exocytosis. Bases 512 to 1210 code for a protein of 232 amino acids.